AUGGGUCUUGUGCAUUUCGAGGACGGAAAAGUCCUUUUCUACCCAUACACACCCUCCAAGGCCGCAGGUGUCAUAUUCUUGUUCUUUUUUGCUGGCAUCUCUUUAUACCACAUCUUCCUGAUACGAAAGUUCAAGACUAAAUACUUCAUCCCAAUGGUACUGGGAGGCAUAUGCGACACCUUCGGCCACCUAGGCCGCGCCUGGGCCGGCUCCGCCCCCCUCUCCCCCAAACCCUUCAUGCUCCAACCCAUGCUCAUCCUCGUCGCCCCCGUCUUCAUCUCCGCCACGCUCUACAUCACCCUCGGCCGCCUCAAAGAAUCCCUCCUCGGCUACCCGCGGCGCAGAUGCAGCCCGACGAGCAUCUUCAUCCUCACCGACAUCGUCGCCUUUUGCACGCAGAUCGGGGGCUCCCUGGUCUAA
Colletotrichum aenigma is the source of this 420-nucleotide messenger RNA. It is a transcript of the gene PUG1-0, whose product is annotated as Protoporphyrin uptake protein 1. The record is from RefSeq and is a predicted model, not a curated record. The transcript is spliced from 2 exons. Gene Ontology annotation, cellular component: membrane. Lineage: Eukaryota; Fungi; Ascomycota; Sordariomycetes; Glomerellales; Glomerellaceae. The coding region runs from base 1 to 420 and encodes 139 amino acids.